Molecule: messenger RNA, 348 nt
Organism: Sporothrix schenckii 1099-18
Lineage: Eukaryota; Fungi; Ascomycota; Sordariomycetes; Ophiostomatales; Ophiostomataceae
Exons: 2
Coding region: 1-348 (115 amino acids)
Source: RefSeq, a predicted model, not a curated record
AUGGUUUCGACACUUAGAGAAGCUGGGGAAGGGGAAAAAGAACUGGAUCCCGACGACGAAGAAGCAGGGUUCGAAGAAGAACAGGCAGUCAUUGCGGCUGAUGACGAUGAUCAUGAUUCAGUUGACGUGAAUACUGUCGUUGUGUCAAAGCCCCCUUCGCCUGUCCCUCAACCUACUUUCACCGUCACCGACCAACUGAUCCAAGACACAGACAUCUUUACCACUCUCCGCCAAACCAUCAUCUUUUUGAAUAGAGCGCUGGUCUCAGACAAUGAAGCAGAAGUGCGGGAGGCCAUCCGCAUCUCCGACCGACUGCUCGAACAUGUGCGACUUCAGCACGGUAAUUGA